This is a messenger RNA of Octopus sinensis (East Asian common octopus), 2380 nucleotides long. RefSeq names its product diisopropyl-fluorophosphatase. Lineage: Eukaryota; Metazoa; Mollusca; Cephalopoda; Octopoda; Octopodidae. The transcript has 5 exons. The coding region runs from base 243 to 1175 and encodes 310 amino acids. The record is from RefSeq and is a predicted model, not a curated record.
AAACCAAAAGGGUGUGUGAACGGAAAAAAUGUAAAAGCUGCGUAAGGAGCGAUGUGAAUUAAUGAGAAAUUAGAGGGAGAGAGAGAGAGAGAGAAGAGAGAGAGAGAAUAUGGAAAUGAGAGUAAGACCAGAGAGUGAGGAAGGGUGGUGACAAAGUGAGGAAGAUAGAGUAAGAGACAUUUGUAUCAACAUAUUGCAACGUUGAAGUCCUAUGUUACGGACGUCGUCAAGUGCGAGAGACCAUGGAAACUAUACCAGUCGAUGAACCUUUAUUUACCAAAGUAGCAUCAGAUGUUCUCGGCUCAGAAGGCCCUGUCUUUGAUAAAUCAGGUUGUUUUUACGUUGUUGCUCCUGAAGUCGAAAAAAACAAUAAACCAGCCGGUCAGAUAUUGUGUGUGAAUUUGAAAACAAAUAAAAAUGCCAUUCUCUGUGAACCUGAAAUCGAUGGUUAUGGUGGAAUCCCUGCAGGGUGUCAGUUUGAUCGCCUUGAUAACCUCUUUGUGGCUGACAUGAGACUUGGUUUGCUUCAAGUGAAACUCGAUGGAACAUAUAAACAGGUUGCAACAUGUGAUUCGACUGGUCAGUGUAUGCAAGGCUGCAAUGACUGUGCUUUUGAUUAUCAAGGAAAUCUUUGGAUUACAGCUCCAGCAGGAGAUAUUGCCCCAGCACCAUUCAGGCGAUCAAUGGAGGAACCAUUUGGCAGUGUCUACUGCUACACAAAUGGAGAAAUGAUUAAAAUUGACACAGGUCUACAGUUUCCCAAUGGAAUUGCAGUCUUACAUCUGAACGAUGGGCAACCUCAAAAGUUGAUUGUAGCAGAAACUCCGACAAAACGUCUCUGGAGUUAUGACAUUGAAGCUCCAGGAAAGGUUUCAAAUAAGAAAGUCUGGGCCACUAUACCAGGUGAUCAUGAGGGUGGUGCAGAUGGCAUGGACUUUGAUAACGACAACAACCUACUUGUAGCCAACUGGGGCAGUGGUCACAUAGAAGUCUUCAACUCAGAAGGUGGAAAUCCAAUACAAAGAAUCAAAUGUCCUUUUGUAAAACCAAGCAACAUUCAUUUCAAGCCACGUUCAAAAACUUUGUAUGUCACAGAACAUGAAAACCAUGCUGUUUGGAAAUUUGACUGGUAUCGAAAUGGUAAAAUGCAAUACUGUGAAAUGAAGAGUUUCUAAAAUAAAUAAAUAAAUAAAUAAAUAAAAUAAAAAAUUAUUCUUUCACAUUCCUUAUAAGAAUUAUUUACAAAUUUCAAGACAACGAUGCAGCUGAGAGUUUCAUCUCAGAUUUAACUGUGUCAAUGUUGAGUUUUGUUAUUCUAUUCCCCCAACAACUUUUCUUUAUACUGAUACUUUAGAUACAUUUUUAUGACGAACGUGUAUAUGAGCACAAGUGUGUGUGUGUGCGCCAAAAAAAUUUUUAAAUUUGUUAAAAAAAUGAAAUACAAUAAAUUGGCUAAAUUCGAGAUUUGCAUUAUUCAGCUAAUACUACAUAAAGAUAGAAGUACAAGUCACAUAUGAUUGGGCUUUUUUUUAAAAAUAAAUUUAGUGCCUAUACCUGUUAUUUAGUCCCAAGUGAGCCCAAACUGGGUAGAUCUAUGAUCAAAUACAUUCUAUCCCUUGAUCACAUUAAUAAUGUGUCUUUCCCUUUUUAAGAUGGUAUGGUGUAAUUUGAAGAUUUGUGAUCUAUUUUUAGCAGACCAAGUCACCAUAUGCAGGCUCCCCUCAUUGGUUUGGUAACUAUAACUUUGUUAGUUCUAUAAGGUGGUGUUGCAAAUGCACCCACUAGAAUAUUUGUGAAGCAGUGUAAAUGCUUUGAACAUCAUGCUGAAAAACUGGGUUUGCACCCUGCGAGCAAAUUUCAUUCCCGUACUUAGGUUAUAUCUCUUUCUAACAAUACCACAUCUUUGAAAUUAAUUUCAAAAUUAAAUAAUAAUUACUGCCAGUUUAUUUUUUGUCUUUUCUAAUUAAAAUAGUUUGACACUAUUUCUAAAUCCAGUGUUCAUUAAUUAAUUGCUAAUGUUUUCGUUUUAGAGAAUCUAAAAAAUUUUAUCAUUGGAAAAGACAUUUAUUAAUUCCCAGACUCACAAUUCCUAAAAUUUAGAAAUAAACAUCCUAUGAAGUAUUAAAUAUAAAAUACAAUUGGAACGAACCCAUCUCCCUAAUAUAACUUUACCUCUCCAAUGUAAUAAAUAGUCACCAGAUAAGUUGUUUAAUCUAGAAUAGAAGAAUUAAAGGUAAAAAUAACUAUUUCUUCUACUAAGACGACAAAAAAGAGGGGAAAAUCUGAUUUAAAAAAAUUUUUUUUAUGUAUUGAACUAAGGUACCUGACAAUGUCUAGUUUGGUGCUUCCUGUUCCUACUUCCAAAUUAUUUCAGUGUUAG